This is a messenger RNA of Arachis stenosperma, 879 nucleotides long. RefSeq lists its product as uncharacterized. Bases 1 to 879 code for a protein of 292 amino acids. The transcript has a single exon. Lineage: Eukaryota; Viridiplantae; Streptophyta; Magnoliopsida; Fabales; Fabaceae. The record is from RefSeq and is a predicted model, not a curated record. Gene Ontology annotation, cellular component: membrane.
AUGGGAUCCUUCAUCUCGUUCUUGAUUUUCACCUUGUGUUGCUCCUCGUCGUUCUCAUUGGUGCAUAGCUUCGACAACACUGCGAGCGACUCACUCAAUUCAUUAGUCCAAGAUUUCGCUUUACGAUCAUUCAUCAAACACAGGCACCGCCAUCAAACCGGUGCCGUCUACGAUGCUCUUCUUCCUCGGAACCUUUCCGGCAUGAAUGCAUCGGUGGUUCGCCUUCGAAGCCGGAGGCUCUGGAGCAAAGGUGCGAACUUCGGUUACUUUAGGAUCCCACCAAAAACAGCGUCCAUUCCCCAUGUGAAGAGGUUGGCCAUUGUGUACCAAGACUUUGGCAACUGGUCUUCCCGCUACUACAAUUUGCCAGGCUAUUCACUGAUCUCUUCUGUUGUUGGAUUCAUGGUUUUCGAUGCAUCAAAUGUAACGGACACAAAUGUGAGGAACCUCACUCUCAACACAAUGGGGAAACCCAUAUCUGUUAUAUUCCCCAAUGUUACUUUCAUGGGUGGCGUCAUUUCAAGGGCAAGGUGUGUGGACUUCCUCUCCAAUGGAACAUUCCAUCUUACCGAGAUGGGCUCCCAUGGCGUGUGUUACUCCAGAGAGCAGGGUCAUUUCUCAAUUGUUCUGCCUCUGGAGAAGAAGAAGAGGCCAUGGUAUCUGUGGCUGAUUGGCUUUGUGAUUGGGUUUUUCGGGUUGAUUGCAGUGGUUUAUGUAGGGGUUCUUUGUUUGAGACUUGUGAAGGCUAAAAGAAUUCAGGACAUGGAAAGACAGGCCAAUGAAGAUCUGGUUCUUGAAAGUAGAUGGGUUGGAAACAGUAAAAUGCCUUCUGCAGCUGUCACAAGAACUCAGCCAGUUCUUGAGAGUGGUGUUCAGUAG